UUGUGAUAUAGCCCGGGAUCGAACCAGAGUCUGUAGUGACGCCUCUAGCACUGAGAUGCAGUUCCUUAGACCACAGGGCCACUCGGAAGCCUAUAUACUGCAUCACUAGAACGAAGGUUAACUAUCACCUUGUAGAGCAUCACUAGAAACAAGGUUAACUAUCACCUUGUAGAGCAUCACUAGAAACACUCUGGGGGCUUUUUCUAUGCUUAAGUUGAUCUCCCAUUCUUUACUCUCCACUCCUCUCCUCUGCUCCUCCUCUCCUCUCAGUGUGAUGGUUCUCCUUCAGUUCCCCGGGCUGCACCUGCGCCUGCUCCUCCCCCUCCUCCUCUCCUCCUCCUCCUCCUCCUCUCCUCUCAGUGUGAUGGUUCUCCUUCAGUUCCCCAGGCUGCCCCUGCUCCUCCUCCCCCUCCUCCUCCCCCUGUCCUGUGAUGCCUGUCCAUCAGGAUGUCACUGCUACAGCCUGACUGUAGAGUGUGGAUCUCUAGGACUCAGAGAGAUCCCACAGAGAGUUCCUGACACAACACAGACCGUAUUCCUGCAGGAUAAUGCUAUUGUCCACAUCCGUCGUUUGGACCUGUCAGGGCUGGACCGGCUGCUCUACCUCUACCUGCAGAACAACAGCAUCUCAGCCUUGGAGCCUGGGGCUUUCCUGGCUCAGGGCCCGCUGAUAGAGUUAGCCCUCAAUGGGAACCUCAUCCACCUGCUAACCCCCGACACCUUCACCGGCCUGGUCCACCUCCGCAUCCUCUACCUGGCGGCCAAUCAGAUCACACGGCUGCAUGAUCACACCUUUACUGGGCUGCAGAGUCUACAGGAGCUACACCUCCAGGAGAACAGUAUAGAGGUGCUGGGUGACCAAGCUCUGGCUGGACUCUCCUCCCUGGCUCUCCUGGACCUCAGCAGGAACCAGCUCCACACCCUCGGACCAGCCUCCCUACAGCCCCUCGUGAGCCUGCAGGUCCUCAGAGUCACAGAGAACCCGUGGCGGUGCGACUGUGCGCUCCAGUGGCUGAGGUCGUGGAUCGAUGCUGAGGGUCAGAGGUUUCUGAGCUGGUCAGAGCGUCGUCUGCUGUGUGCCGAACCCCCCCGCCUGGCCUACCUCAGUCUGCUGGAGGUGGCAGCUAACAGCCUGGUGUGUAUCCCUCCUGUGUUACACCUGGAGCCCAGCCAUCUCACCGUGCAGCUGGGAGAGAGUCUCAGAGUGGCCUGUCAGGCCUCUGGAUACCCCCGGCCCCUGGUCACCUGGAGAAAGAUCUCAAUGGGCAGGGCACUGCUAGGGCCCAGAGGACUGCUGCAGGAGCUGGGAGGAGAGGGGGUGAAGAGGAGACAGGAGCUGGGAGGAGAGGGGGUGAAGAGGAGACAGGAGCUGGGAGGAGAGGGGGUGAAGAGGAGACAGGAAAGAGGAGGAGGGGUAGCAAGGGAUGUGCGGGGGCCAGUUGGCAUGGUGACAGAGGAGGAAGUGGAGGGGGGAGAGAGGGAGAGCUUCGACCCAGACACAGGAAGUGGAAUGCUGUACCUAAGCAACGUGACGGUGGCUCACGCCGGGCACUACGUGUGCGAGGCCUUGAACCCUGGGGGCGUGGCCCAUAUGACCUUUCACCUCGCCAUCAACAUGACAUCAUCAACCGCACUCUGGCCUCGGCUGCACUCCGCCUCGUCGUCCCUCUACCUGGGGGAGGUGGUCGGGGUCAGCCAAGAGCCCCUGUACGAGGUGGGCAGUAUGGACUUCUCGGCUCUGGGCCCGGCCACUCAGACAGUCAUCGCAGUGAGCAUCUCUCUGCUGGUUCUGAUUGUUCUGCUUCUACUGGUUAUGAUCUACAGUCGCCAGCAGCAACACAAACAGCCAUUCUGCAGCAGUAGUAGAAGCAGCAGUAAGGAAGAGAGGAUCCUGUACGUUAAUAACUACUCAGAUGGCCCCACCACCUUCUCUCAGCUGGAAGAUUACCGUGACGACGCUGGACACGAGAGGUACAUCCUCAACUGCUCCCGCCCCGGCUCCACCCUGCCAACACAUGCAGGGCUCCUAGCCAAUCAGCAGGGGGUGCUGGUACUACAGGAAGGUAUUCAUGCCCAAGUUAGGAAGAUGGCCUACGAGAUCCACUGCUGAGAGGAGAUCCACUGAGGGGAGAGAUCCACUGCUGAGAGGAGAUCCACUGAGGGGAGAGAUCCACUGCUGAGAGGAGAUUCACUGAGGGGAGAGAUCCACUGCUGAGAGGAGAUCCACUGAGGGGAGAGAUCCAUGGAAAGGGAUAGUUAAGAGGAAUAUAUAUAGUGCUGAGAGUAGAUUUUUAAAGAGAUGUGACGGUUUCUCUCUAAACACACCCUGAAGAAUGGUUAACUCCACAGAAUAAAUAAAUGGUUAACUCCACAGAAUAAAUAAAUGGUUAACUCCACAGAAUAAAUAAAUGCAGCCUCAGGAUAUGCAGUUGCAGUUUUUACAAUCACCAAAGAAAAUGAUAUUGGAGGGUAAUGCAGUCGGCAUUUGAUGGUGAGGUAUUCCAGAUUGGGAGAACAAAAGGACUUGAGUUCCUGUACGUUAAUCACACCGUCACUAGUUAAUCAUGAGACAUACCCCUCCACCUUUAUUCCCCCUGGAGAGUUCUUUCUUCCUGUCUGCACACUGAACCCCGCUGGCUGAAUGGAUGGGGAGAAUAUAUCCCGAGAGGGCCAUGAUUCCGUAAAACAUAUUAUGUUACAGUCCCUGAUGUUGCUCUGGAAGGAGAUUCUCGUCCUGAGAUAUGCUUUAUUGGCCAGGGACUGGACGUUAGUGAGUAAUAUACUCUGAAGCCGAGGAUGGUUUAUACUCUACCGUCUACACACACCAUCCUAUAUAACUACUAUCCUAUAUAACUACUGUCUAUACACACACCAUCCUAUAUAACUACUG
Oncorhynchus tshawytscha (Chinook salmon) is the source of this 2890-nucleotide messenger RNA. Its product is annotated as leucine-rich repeat-containing protein 24-like. The transcript is spliced from 7 exons. Lineage: Eukaryota; Metazoa; Chordata; Actinopteri; Salmoniformes; Salmonidae. Bases 206 to 2110 code for a protein of 634 amino acids. Gene Ontology annotation, molecular function: protein binding. The record is from RefSeq and is a predicted model, not a curated record.